Melampsora larici-populina 98AG31 is the source of this 981-nucleotide messenger RNA. RefSeq lists its product as uncharacterized. Lineage: Eukaryota; Fungi; Basidiomycota; Pucciniomycetes; Pucciniales; Melampsoraceae. The record is from RefSeq and is a predicted model, not a curated record. The transcript is spliced from 5 exons. The coding region runs from base 1 to 981 and encodes 326 amino acids.
AUGCGCGUCUCAAUCAGCUUUGUAUUACUUACCCUUGCAGUCAUCGCUUCUUCUGAGGUGAAAACUAGGCCAGCCAAUGAAGUAGCUCGUCAAAACCUUGGAAGUCUUCAAGAACCUCGCUUGAUGACCCGAUGUGAUUCAUGCGGAAGUAAAAGUGCGACUGAUGCAUCAACAUACGGCGGUAGCAAAGGAGACACUGUGGUAGAUUCGAGAUCGUCAACUUCGGCUGACCAAUCAACUCCUGGAUCCACCCCACCGGCCAGUGUUUCGAAAGUCCCUGGUAGUAGCAAUGCUGACACACAGGCUGCUACCAAAAAAGAUACUUCCACUCUGGAUAGUGGAAAAGCCCAAGCUGCUGGGACCGCUACGACUGAUCAAGCCGGCGGCACCACACAGGCUGACAACAAAGUCGAUGGUACUGAUACGCCCAGUGACACCGGUACAGCUGCUCAAACCCUUGACUCGCAAAAUUCACAAAACACCAGUUCCUCGAAGACAACUGCCAAUCAAUCUGCCGCAAACACGGUGCCUGGAGGACUCGCCGAUCAAAAAUCUGAGAGUACUCCAGACACUCAACAAACCACAGGUACUCAAAGUACUCCAUCCGGAGCUACUGGGAGGACUCAGCUAGCCCAAUCUGCUGAUAGUACUUCAAACAAUGGUGCUCAAUAUGGCCAAAACAAUCAGCAAGCCAUUGAUACCAGCACAACUACUCAAUCCCGCGAUACCACUAGAAGUUACCAAGGAUUGGUUGAGAGCUGCCAACAACUACUCCCUAGAUUCAUCAGGUUUACUCAAAUCGUUUCACGACCUGAUGUAGAUUACAAUUCUGCGCUACAAGAAUUUGCCUCAAUUCGAAGCCAAUUUGAGGAAAUCGUGAAGACUUAUUCAUCAUGUGGUGGUGGUUGUGCUCAAAAUCAAGAUCUCCUUUCAGUCGUUGGAGUUCCUGGAGUGCCGUAUUACAGCGUAGGUUUUAUAUAA